AUGAAUAACCCUCCACCAUUCUUGGAACUCCCUCCACUGUUUCUUGAUAAUGACAAUGAUGAUCAAGAUUUUCUGUUGAAUCUCUUGUUAUCACAACAACAAGAAGAAGAAGAGCAGCAGCAGAUCCAGGGGUCCAAAUCUGGUGAGAUAGUAAUGAAUGGUCAUGAUUUGGCUUCAAACGAGGCUAGUGUUACAAAUAAUGUAAGCACAAGAAGUGGGAAGAAGUCAAGUAGUAAAAGGUGGAAGAAGGACAGGCACACCAAGAUCUACACUGCUCAUGGACCAAGAGAUAGGAGAAUGACACUCUCACUACCAAUUGCAAGAAAGUUCUUUGAUCUCCAAGACAUGCUGGGUUUUGACAAAGCAAGCGAAACCAUUGAGUGGCUCUUAUCUAAAUCAGAGCCUGCCAUCAAGGAUCUCACUUGUUUUGCUGGUGGCAAGAGCACUGUUUUAUCUACUUCAGAGAAUGUUGUUAGUGGAGAACAGAAGAAGAAUUAUAAGAAGAAGAACAACAACAAAAAGGUGGUUAAACAAGGGGUGGUACAAUUAUUACAAACAAGAGAAUCAAGGGACAAGGCAAGAGCAAGAGCAAGGGAGAGGACAACGGAGAAAAUGAAGAUCAAACAAGAUUUGUUGUCUUGCAGCAGCCAUGAAAUAACGAAUGAAGCACCGAGUGAUGUGUUGUUAGGGGUUCAAAUGGCUUCAGUCAACAUAAUUAUGGAGAAACUCUUGGGCACUAGUACUGCCGACAACAUUGGGAUCUCAAAAUCCAAGGAUAUAGUUAUUCCUGGAAAUUGGGAGAUCUACAAUGCUGAUCCUCAUCAUCAAGUACAAAACCCUAGUGCAAGUAUCGUGACCUACCCAAAUGGCCAACAACAAAGUAGGGUUUCAACAAUACAUCAAAACCCUAAUUCAAAUUCUGAAGAGAUAAAACCCUAA
Messenger RNA from Tripterygium wilfordii, 939 nucleotides. RefSeq names its product transcription factor TCP12. Bases 1 to 939 code for a protein of 312 amino acids. The record is from RefSeq and is a predicted model, not a curated record. Lineage: Eukaryota; Viridiplantae; Streptophyta; Magnoliopsida; Celastrales; Celastraceae. Gene Ontology annotation, cellular component: nucleus. Gene Ontology annotation, molecular function: DNA-binding transcription factor activity; sequence-specific DNA binding. Gene Ontology annotation, biological process: regulation of secondary shoot formation. The transcript has a single exon.